UAUACUUAUGCUUACUUAAUACUUAAUUUAAAUUUAUCAUGUCGUAGGUCAAAACACUUAGUUUCCCAUAGUUUUGAAAACAUUCAACAACUAAGCCUUGAGAUCGGAUUGUCAAUACCUUUUACUUUUUCCUAGUCAUAUUGUCAGUUGACUAACAGCUAAGGUCAAAAGCAGAUCAUAUAUUUGUUACUGGUAUAUUUUUCCAAUAUUUUCAAAAAAAAUAAUAUUUGUGAAAAAAAUAAUAUAUUAUUAUUCGUGCUGAAUGGAUUUUCUAAAGGCUUUUCGCUACUCGAACAAACCCGAUGGUAACUUCAAUGGGCCCGCUGGCAUUAUAAACAGGAUCUCCUUGCUGGGUCAUAAGAUUGUGGAUAUGAUUAUGAAUCGUCAUGAGACACAUUAUGAAACCGUUAAUGUUAUGGGAAUAACUCUUUUCGCCAUGACCUUGUUCUCCAUAAUUAUAUCUUUGAUUAUAAAAUCGCAAAUGUAUUUGACCGUUAUAAGAAAUUUGCCGAAAUUUAAUUCAAUUGGCACGUCAAGUGAAUUAGAUUCUGAUGUGCAUGAGAACGUGAAGAAUGGGAAAGACUCCUCCGGUAAAUACAACCAAUUAAAUACGGAAAAAGACGGAACUGGAACUAAAAACGGAGCCGAUACUAACAUUUCGACUGAUACAUCCCCAGAGACUGGUUUCGGAAAGAUAGUUGCAUAUCGCGGAAGACAUGAAUUACACUCCUUAAAGAAUGACGAUGAUUACUUAGAUAUAUCCUAUGAUAUCAAAGCUGGUGGUGACAGUCUAAUGAAGUACUCUGGAAUUUCUAAAAUCGUCACCAUCUAUACACGGGAAGAAAGUUAUAAAUUCUUGAGUCAACCAAUUGAUGAUUCUUCAUAAAUGGGGAAAAACUAAACGAUGUCUGUCGCUUUUUUGUUAUUUUUUUUGUUUUCUAAUUUAUAUAUUUUUUCACGCACAAAUUCGCCGCACAACGAGAAAUUUAAUUGACUUCUAACCUCAAGCAUUUGAACCUUAAACACCAUAACUAUGAUUAUAAACUUAGCUUUUGCCACAAAA
This is a messenger RNA of Drosophila eugracilis, 1063 nucleotides long. RefSeq lists its product as uncharacterized. NCBI's taxonomy places the organism in Eukaryota, Metazoa, Arthropoda, Insecta, Diptera, Drosophilidae. The coding region runs from base 263 to 886 and encodes 207 amino acids. The record is from RefSeq and is a predicted model, not a curated record. The transcript is spliced from 3 exons.